AUGAAAUUCGGCCAUGAUUUCAAGCAGUCCUUGGCAAGUCAAGGCUUCCCGCCUCACUGGGUCGCUCACGCGAUCCCGUAUGGCCAGCUAAAGAAAUGCCUCAAGAAGGUUCAACGAGAGCUACAAGAGCUAGGCCUUGAUGCUGAGACGUUGAGAACGCUCCUCGACUGCGAUACGGACUCUCCAGUUGCCUUAAACUAUAGUCUUACUGCAUCCUCAAACUCUACGCUCGUCCGGCCGAAGUUGACAGUAUUCAUUCAUUUGCACGAUGGCAAUAUUGUCGACGCCUCUUUGGCGCCGACCACUCGUCAGUUUUUUGAGAAAAUCUCCUCGGGAUCAGUAGUUAGCCACGCUUUCAAUGAAAAGGAAGCUGGGUUGGCAAAUAUUUCACGUCUCAAGGCGACAGACAAGACAGCAGACAAGACAGCAGACAAGACGACGGACGAGACGACGGACGAGACGACGGACGAGACGACGGACAAAGGAACGGACAAUACGACAAGCGCAGCGUCACAAACAGAGGCAAACCACCAUGAAGAAGACAGUUACGAAAGAAUAGAGGUGCCUCUUGUCUUUGACAGUGUCUUCUUUGACAUGCUUCUGAGUGAUGUCAGCAACUUGGAUGCCUUGCAAGCCACGGAGGAGGAUCACUUACAAGAAGAAGUUAAAGAGCUGGGAAAACAAGUAUCGCAAGUAUCACGGCCGACUCGCUUCUCUAAGAGUGAUAUGGACCGCUGGAGACGUAUCUUCGAACUGUACUUGGAUGCAGAGAUCUUCUUUGCAACACACGAGCGUGAACACGGGGCUCGUUCCAGUCAGAAAGCUCUCAAGCAGCUGCAGUGGUUUCAGGGAGAAGUCAACAAGCAACAGCUUGUUAGCUCAUUCAAACUGCCAGAAAGCCGAACUGCCUUCUCGAAAUUCCUCGAAUUAAACCUUGAUCUCUUAAAACAUUUGCAGUUCCAAGAAUUGAACGUAUUGGCAAUCUCCAAAAUAUUGAAGAAAUUUGAUAAGAGAACAGCGUUGGGCGUUUCUCGUGCUUUACCACCAGCAAUCAGCUCCCGAAAAUUAUUAUCCGACCAUAUUGCUAAAGCAGUGUGCGCUCGAAUUUCGGAUGAGCUAGUGUCUAUUAUACCCCAAAUUAAUGAUUAUCUUUGUCCGAUAUGCUAUUCAUUAGCAUAUCAACCAGUUCGCUUGGACUGCCAACACGUUUUUUGCAUUCGUUGUAUUAUCAAAAUCCAGCGGCGCAAAGAGGAGAGCUGCCCCUUAUGCCGAGCUCCCGUGGUCAUGAAUGCUUCCAUUGACAAUCUUGAUGCGGAAUUAGAAAAAUUUAUGAAAAAAUAUUUUAUGAAGGAGGUAAAGGAGAAACAGCGCGCUAAUGAAAUAGAACGGGGAAUAGAAGAGUUUGGUCCAGGCUAUACACGAUCUGAAUGUAGCGUUAUGUAA
Messenger RNA from Trichoderma asperellum CBS 433.97, 1443 nucleotides. RefSeq lists its product as uncharacterized. Gene Ontology annotation, molecular function: metal ion binding. The record is from RefSeq and is a predicted model, not a curated record. Lineage: Eukaryota; Fungi; Ascomycota; Sordariomycetes; Hypocreales; Hypocreaceae.